Didymosphaeria variabile is the source of this 537-nucleotide messenger RNA. RefSeq lists its product as uncharacterized. NCBI's taxonomy places the organism in Eukaryota, Fungi, Ascomycota, Dothideomycetes, Pleosporales, Didymosphaeriaceae. The transcript has a single exon. The record is from RefSeq and is a predicted model, not a curated record. The coding region runs from base 1 to 537 and encodes 178 amino acids.
AUGUACUGCAAAGCCACUCGAGACGAGAUUCCCGACGAGAUUCCCGACGAGAUCCUGAGCAGCGCCUACGCUUGCGCAACCGCCACAACGUCAGCGACCCCGUCAUCCACACGCAGGGCCGAACACUCCACGCAAGGCCCCAAGACCUCCAAAGAAUCAGGCAACGGCCUAGAGAGCACUAUCACGAGCACAGUCACAGUGACGACGACAAAUGACAAUGGGAACACGCUGCAAGUACUCAUUCCGAUUGUCAUGGGCCCCAGUACCAUGACGACGGGAGAAAUGGUGACUUCAACGCUUGAGAGCAAGCCGACCGCCAGUCCCGCUGCAACUUCAAAUGCAGAUGCCGCUGCGUCGACUGCCGCGGCGCCAUCACAACCACAAGAGUCGUCUGCUUCUUCUGCCCCAGCUCAGGCAACGAACAUCGGCAACGGAAGCCCCUUCGACCUUUCUGCGCAGGGUGGAUCAGCGCGUUGGAGCUUUUCGGCCGCAUUUGUCGGGUUCGGCGUGUUCUUUGGAAUUUUUGCCAGGCUGUAG